Molecule: messenger RNA, 2426 nt
Organism: Brassica napus (rape)
Lineage: Eukaryota; Viridiplantae; Streptophyta; Magnoliopsida; Brassicales; Brassicaceae
Product: F-box/kelch-repeat protein At2g22050-like
Exons: 1
Coding region: 1262-2386 (374 amino acids)
Molecular function (GO): protein binding
Source: RefSeq, a predicted model, not a curated record
ACAAUGUAAACAAAAGGAAAAAAAAACUAGAAUAACCUGCUUAUAAUUUGGAGGGACAGCAAUAUGUUAUAAUAAAAUAGAGCAUGCAUCCAGUAAUUCUUAUUCACUUAAUUAGUAUACUCUCUUGUAGUGCAGUCCUCAUAAAUCUAACUGGACGGAUAACCAAAGUCGAGGUCAGACUGAUUACUUGUGCUAGGCUUAUCCUCUUUUUCUUCACUGAAACUUCCAUCACUCUGCAGCAACAUGAGAGGAUCUCUCAGGAAUGGAUCUGCAUUGACCACGAGAACCUUUUUGCAGUAUUCUUUGCUCGAUCAUUUACGGAUGUAAUAAGAUAAGAGUAUCAUAGGCUAAGCAGCAGCAGAGUUUCUGCUCAGUUGUGUGAGUUACUCUAUUAUGUCCAUCAUCCAUAAAACGUUCUAUCCACACGAAUUAUUUCUUCUUCUUGAUCAUCUGUAGGGUAGGACUCGAUAUAUGACUAAAUAACUUGCCAAGCCUUAGUGAUAUCAGCUUCUAUUUCCUAGUGAGAGAAUAAGAACUGAUCUGAAGAAAAAAACAAUAGGGAAAAAAUGAGACGAAAAAGAAGAAAGAAGAGAAUAGUGAAAGAGAGAAUGAAUUAGGUUUAGUGGCAGAUGAGAAUCUAUACUGAUUUUUCACCUCUAAGUUCUUAAAUUGAACUAUGGAAGGACUCUUGCAUUUUCUUGGAUGAGAACCUAAAACCUAUGGGCCCUAUUAGAGAGGAGGCGCUUGAUCUAACGGUGGCUGACAUCUUGACAUCUGACCUUAAAGGGAAUAGAGGAAGAAUUAAAGAGCUCUUACCAGCGUUUGUUCCUCAGAUCCUAAGCAUUCAACCAAGCGUCAAAGGGGCAGAGGACUCGUUUAUUUGGAGAACUACAAAUCUGGCAUUUACACCGCUAAAUCGGGUUACUUUGCUGCUUAUGUACCUACACAAAACUCAUUGUCAGUACCACAAGAUGAGUUCAGUUGGAUUAAGGUCGUUUGGUCAUCGAAGUCCUCACCAAAAAUGAAGACUUUUCUUUGGUCAAUCCUUCAGAAUGCACUCCCUCUUGGAAUUAACCUGUUGAGCAGAGGAGGAAUAUCAGCGAGAGAUUGCAUCAGAUGUCAAGAGAGGGAAACAGUAACCCUAUAUAAGCCUAUAUAAGCGGGUAAUAUGAGAAUAAAAUUUUGGGAACAAGAGUAUUAUUUGAAGCCGGUCAUACUAGGUUAAUCACAAUUCUUCAUAGUUUUCAUCUCAACAACAUACAUGAUGUGUAGCGCCUCCAACCCUGAACAACCACCACCUCAUAAAGAUAACCAUCUUUUGUCAUUGCCUGAAGAUAUCGUUUUAAGCUGUCUAGCCCGUGUCCCACGAAACUGUAACCUAAACCUCACUCACGUAUCCAAAACCCUAAAAACCUUUGUUAGUUCGCCUGAGCUCAACCGCUUGAGAUCCCUCCUGCACAAGAGUUCCCUUUAUGUAUGUUUCUACGAAAUUAACGAUAAUACGUGGACCCACCGGUGGCUUACCAUUGAGAAAACUACGACUGAGUAUCGAUUGGUUCUGUUCCCUUGUCAUCCUUACCCUAUCAAGUCCCGCUCUUCAGCUGUCUCUGUGGGACCAGAGAUCUACUUCCUCUCGGAUGAUCUUUGGAUUCUUGAUACUCGAUCUGGAAAGUUUAGCCAGGGACCAAGCCUGAAACCUGGGUUCCGGAGUAAAGCCGCGGGAGUAAUCGAUGGUAAGAUAUACGUGAUCUGUCGUUGUUAUAUAUUCGGAGGGGUUGACAGGAAGAAGAUUAACGUAGAAGUGUUGGAUCCAAAAUCAAAAAUUUGGAAAUCUGAGGGGCAGGAGAAAGUGCAACCAAGAAUGUGGUGUGAUAAUAUGGUAAGGUUUGCUUCACUGGAGCGAAAGGUUUACAUGGUGGAAGCUGGUCUAAUCAGUGUAUACAAUCCAAGAAAAGGUGAAGGAGAGCGUAUGGAUCAAAUGGUAAGUAACAGACUGGCUGAAUCUAAUCCGAGAGAGGGCAGAAGAAAGGAGAAGCUAGGUGAAGCAGUGUCUUGGGUGUGUGUGGUAGAGAAUGUUCUCUAUGCUUGUUAUUGCAGUAGUGGGUUAAUGUGGUUUGAUACCAAGCUCAACGUUUGGAGAAGAGUGGUCAGUCGUGCUGAGGAAGUGUGUCACUUUGGUGAGAAGCAGGCAGUGGCGGAAUACCAAGGGAAGCUAGCGGUUUUUGAGUUCGUUAAGCAUGACCUAGUCGAUAAUACUAAGAGCGUUAAGAUGUUCUUGUUCUCGUUCCUUACAGUUGGAGAAAAGAUUCUUGGGACGAUCGAGUGGUCUGGUAUUGUAGCCACGGUCCCAUAUGGCAGUCAAUUUUUGCAUUGCUUCGGAAUGUAAUCAUAUGAAUAAUGUGUUCUUUUGUUCAAUGGAAUGCCAA